AUGCAGUCCUCAAAUCUCGAAUGCGACGCCCGCCUGUCCAUAUACAUACGUGGUCCGGAGCACAAACGCACCUGCGUCACGCACAAGAGCUCUAAAUUGCGCAUUUUUCCCAACAAGACCACAGCUUAUAUAACCCCUCUUCCCCCCUCCCCAUAAAAAGGUCCGAACUUACCCGUUCAUUCGCCAUGUCAUCACCUCUUAUACAUGUCGUAUAUAUUUCUCUUGAUCUUACCCCUGCGUUUGACGCACGUUGCGCAUUCUCCCCGCCAUGCGUCGGCCCCACAUUGGCCAC
Molecule: messenger RNA, 292 nt
Organism: Periconia digitata
Lineage: Eukaryota; Fungi; Ascomycota; Dothideomycetes; Pleosporales; Periconiaceae
Source: the annotation of a GenBank genome assembly